This is a messenger RNA of Tarenaya hassleriana, 1363 nucleotides long. Its product is annotated as vesicle-associated protein 4-1-like. The coding region runs from base 161 to 967 and encodes 268 amino acids. Gene Ontology annotation, biological process: endoplasmic reticulum membrane organization. NCBI's taxonomy places the organism in Eukaryota, Viridiplantae, Streptophyta, Magnoliopsida, Brassicales, Cleomaceae. Gene Ontology annotation, cellular component: plasma membrane; endoplasmic reticulum membrane. The transcript has 7 exons. The record is from RefSeq and is a predicted model, not a curated record.
UUUAAACUCGCGACUCGCGCAGAGUUCUUCGGAAUUCACAGAGCCUCUUCCUUGUUCUUCUCUCAUUCCAUCGAUCGAGUCCUGUUCUUCUGAUGCAGAGAGACCGACAAAGAGGGCAUCGUCGGAAUUUUUUGUUCUCCGGUCGCCGCCGGUUCUUCUGAUGGCGAUCUUGGACCGGCAGAAGCCGCGCUCCGACAAGAAACUGCUCAGGUUUUGUCCGUUUUGGAGGAUGGGAAGAACUUCCUCGUCUUCGUCGUCUAUGCAGCACCUCAACAACAUUAACUACAGUGGCCGCCAUGGCAAUCGAAAUCCGGAGGUUUCCGGCUGCUCCAGGCCAUCCUCCGCCUUGACUGUCUCCUCCGUCGCCAGAUCACUCCUCCCCCGUCGCCGUCGUCUCCGGCUAGAUCCUUCCAGUUACCUCUAUUUUCCUUAUGAACCUGGUAAACAGGUACGGAGCGCGAUCAAACUGAAGAACACAAGCAAAUCUCAUACUGCAUUUAAGUUUCAAACAACGGCACCAAAGAGUUGUUACAUGCGUCCUCCCGGUGGGAUCUUGGCUCCGGGAGAGAGUAUUAUCGCUACCGUGUUCAAGUUUGUGGAACAGCCAGAAAACAAUGAAAAACAGCAGCUGGACCAGAAGAGCAAGGUUAAGUUUAAGAUUUUGAGCCUGAAGGUGAAACCAGGAAUGGAGUUUGUGCCUGAGCUGUUUGAUGAGCAAAGGGAUGAAGUAACGGUAGAGCGAAUCCUACGCGUCAUCUUUCUUGACGUAGAGCGCCCGAGCCAUGCAUUGGAUAAACUGAAGCGCCAACUGGCAGAAGCCGAAGCCGCACUGGAAGCUCGGAUGAAGAAGCCUCCUCCAGAUACAGGUCCUCGUGUUGUCGGUGACGGUCUUGUGAUAGAUGAGUGGAAGGAGAGAAGGGAGAAGUACCUUGCGAGGCAACAGGUCGAAGCCGUAGAUUCAUCCUAAAACACGAGGGCGAGCUCUUCUCGAAUGAAAUAACGCGGAAACUCGGUCUGAAUUCGCCCGAGUGCAGGCGAAUGAGUUUUGACAGUUACCCGAUUAGCUGCGUUUCGAUUAGAUUUCCAGUGGUAAGGCAGCCUGCAGAGAUAUCUAUCACUUGCUCCUUCCCUUUGGCUGUGUCUGUGUGUGUGUAUAUAACUCUCUCCCUUCUUUGUUUUUUUCCUCCUCGGCCAUGGAAAUAAACCUUAGAAUGGAAUUGGGGCAUAUCGUCAAAAUCAAAGCAUGGGUUGUGUCUUGUCUUUGUUUGUUUUUUUUUUCUCGUCUGUGUUUCUGUGUUUUGUGUAGUUUGUGAUUCACUUGGGUUUGCAUUAUUCUUAAAUUAUCAUUUUUCCAAUUUAUAUA